CUUCCGGAUCCACGCUGGCCCGCUUGAGACUAUAGAGCCUGAAAAACUUUGAAUCUCAGAGUUUCAGCCUCUGGGACUUUGCGACUCCUCUUGAUUCUGCACCAAGCCGAAAGGAGUCUUGCACUUUCGAAAGAAAUUCAAAGGGACAUCGAGGGACAGAUAGCCAUCGACCAGGUAAGGUACGCCAUUCCCGCUCCCCCACCACUCUCUCCUCCGCCGCCAACCUAGGGCUAGGGAAUCAUUUGGGCAGUCGAGUUGGGACUGAAGUGCAGAGCCCUUGCUAGUGGAGAGGGAGCUGACCAGCGGAAGGGGCAGCCCCAAGUUUUCUGGGCUUAGCAACCCUGCCUGCUGCCAAAAGCGUGACCAGUGCUGACCAGUGCUGAAGACUCGCUCUCCAGUUUUGGGCAGAGACAGCAGCUCCGGCAUGCCUGAGGCCAAGAAGUAUCGAACAAGGUUAAGGGACAGGCAACGUCUCUCCUCUGACCAGCCCGACCCAGGGUCUUCUCUCAGCACGAGAGGAGCUGAAAGCACCUGCCGACCCAACGAUGACUCCUCCACGGAAGGCAACCGAAUGGCCCAGGGCAUCCUUUCAGCCAGCUGCCCUGGACUGCUGCAACCCGCCCAGAAUGACACGGCCCCGGAGGGUAUCGACGCUGACAGCUGUCAGGACCCGCCUGGCUCCGAAGCAAAUCGCUCCUUGGCACCCAGACUGGGUGUCCAAAACUCUCUGCACAUUCCAGGCACUUCAAGCUCUGGAAGACUGAAAGUGCGCCUCUGCAACCACACCCUGUGGCUCCAGUUUUCCAGGCAGCAGAAUGAAAUGAUCCUCAGCAAGCAAGGUCGAAACAUGUUCCCCUUCCUGGUUUACAAAAUCCAGGGUAUGGACCCCAGUGCCCUUUACCACGUCUUUAUCGGAGUGGAACCCGUAGACAAACAUCACUGGCGAUAUCAGAAGGGGCAAUGGCUCCCCCUCAAAGACGAAAAUGGAGAGGAUAAACUGCCAGGCAACCGCUUCUAUCAACAUCCUGACUCACCCAACACCGGGGCCCACUGGAUGGACAGGGAGAUAGCCUUUAAAGACCUCAAGCUCACCAACAAGGAGACAGCUUGCAAGAAUGGCAGCCAGGCCCCGAUCUUAUUGAAGUCUCUCCACAAAUACCAGCCCAGGCUUCACAUUGAAGAAGUCAGCGAUGCCUCCUCCUCAAGGCACAACUUCACCUUCCCUGACACAGAGUUUAUCGCUGUGACCGUCUAUCAAAAUCCUGGGAUCAGACGCCUCAAAAUUCAAAACAAUCCCUUCGCUAGUGGUUUUAGACGAAAACCUUCCUGUCCUGGAGAAAGCUUGCAGAAGUCUCCUCCUGCUGGGGAGUGCAGUGGCUCCACCUCAUCUCCAACAGCUUUGUUAGUUUCUAACUACCCCCUCCAGGUCCAACAGGGACCUGGCCAAGAGAAGGACUGUGAUUUCAUGUGUGGAUCCCAGUCACCAUCAGGACAGCUCUAUGAAACCAGUGACAGCAGAAGUACCACCAGCCUGGUCUUGCCCUUAACUGGGGAAGGUCUGAACCCUGACCUUCUGCCCUGUACAUCUCAAAAUGAUGUGUCUUACCACCCCAGCACAGAUACCCCCAUCACACAAGGGAAUUGGUCAUGUGCCCUCUCAAAUUGCACCUCUAAUGAGAAUGGUAUGGAAUGUUUCCAGUCUGUUAAUUCAAAGCCUCAGCAAGCAAGAACUGGAACUGAGGAAGAGGAAAGACUUCAAGAUCAACUCUUCUCCUCCAACUACAGCUACCUGUCAGAUGUGUCCCACUUGGGGCAAAGACCUUCAAAGAAGAGAUGCUUAUCUCCAGUAGACUCAGACAAGUAUUCCUCAACUUCAGCUUGGAAAACCAGAGAACAAGAGAAGGGCCUUGGAGCCAGUGAAUCCAGUGGCAACAACUUCCAUGAAGCUGUUGCUGAAGGCUCUUGCUAUCCAGUAGUCCUGCAAGAGGAUACUGAUCAAACCAAAGAGAUGAUGAACCCAACUUCUGGGAAUUCCAUCCAGGAGACUCAGUCACCUUCAGAGCUUCCUUCUGACUCCAUUGACAUGGUCCUGCAUGCUGCUCUGUGUGAUCUAUUUCCUGACAGCUAUCCACCUGCCAUGGCUAAUGACCACAGACCAGGUACCCACAUCACACAAGGGAACUGGUCAUCUUCCCUCUCAAAUAGCACCUCCAAUGGGAACGGCGAGGGUGGGCCUGUAGAGUCCUGGCUGGAGCACAGGAACCCAGCCCAGCCCCUGACUUACUUGGGCACGCAAAACCGGUGA
Monodelphis domestica (gray short-tailed opossum) is the source of this 2305-nucleotide messenger RNA. The record is from RefSeq and is a predicted model, not a curated record. Lineage: Eukaryota; Metazoa; Chordata; Mammalia; Didelphimorphia; Didelphidae.